GCCGCUUCGCCGCCGCUUCACCGCCGCUUCACCACCGCUUCACCACCCCAGGGGGGAAGAGCGAACCUUAGUGGAGCGAGCAUGCAUGAAGUGCAUCUUUAAGUAUGCCGCCCUCCCCCGGCCGAACUUUUGAGUGGAGGCAACCAAACGGAUGCGACUGAGGGGAGGCAGCUGACUGGAAGCGCAGCUGGGGGACCCACCGCCACCAUGGCGCACAGCGACGACUCGCAGAACGAAAGGGAGGAGGAAGAAGAAGCCAAUUACAACACCAUCCUGUAUGAGCAAAACCUAAAGGACGAAAUAGACUACUACGGGGAAGACCUACCACACAUAAAUUUUUAUUUGAAAUUCCAACGGAAGAACUUUUUGCAGGAGUUCCUCCAGGAGGUGGUGCUGCCGAGUGGGGGCAGAUCGGUGGAGGAAAGCAAGCAGACGGCGGGCGUCACUCCGGUGGGGCAAAACAAGCAGACGGCGGGAGUCCCCCCCGUGGAGGAAAACAGGGAGGCUUCUACCACCGGGGAGGGGAGCGCCCUCGAUAAUGCCAUCGCGCGGGAUGCACACCUGGAGGAGGUGCUGAAUGAGGGGGGGUUCUACGUGGAAGGCGACUCAGAGGGGGAGGAGCCGCCCUGCGAGGGACCGCUUUGGGGGCAGCCCAACGAGCAACCACUUCUGGAGGAGCCUCAUUUGUUGCCCCUCCCCCCUGAAGAGGAGACCCCCACUGUGGAACAUCAAUGUGAUGAGGCCAACGUGAGGGAUGCCAACGUGAGGGAUGCCAAUGUGAGGGAUGCCAAUGUGAGGGACGCCCAACUGAGGGACGCCCAACUGAGGGACGCCCUACUGAAGCUCACUCAGGGCAACCCCGACCUGACGCACCUAUACGAAGGCGACGAAGCGGUGAAGCAGUUGAAUGAGAUUUUCCAAAAAAAUAAAGACAAAUUCAUGUUUAGCGUGGAGCGGCAAGUGGGAACGAACGGAGAGCUAAUUCUUCAAGAGUAUUGCUUCCUUUGCAACAAAAAAAAAAAAUUAAACAAACCCCUGUGUGCAGUCAACAUCUACGUUUGCUACGAUUGCAAAGUGACCGACAGUAACUUCAAAAUGAUAUCCCUAACCAAGCUGGUGAGGAAGUAUUGCCUUAACCAUUAUGACUUGUGUAAGUACCAAAAGGACCUAGCUCUUCUGUGCAUGAAAAACCCACGUGGGUAUUCCAAGCAAAUGAAGUUAUAUUUUUUAUUUCAAAUUAAAGAAAUUGCCAUAAGAAAGCAUGGGUCCUUGGAAAGGGUGAAGCAGCUGUACACCUCCAAACUGUUAAACUCUUUUAGGAACGCUCAGGCAACUCCUCAGAUGAAGAAGAAACGGAAGGAACUACACAAAAUGGUGAAACCUAAGAGCAUCUACAGCAAGAAGGUUAAACAGGAGGAGGACAAAAAAAUCAUUUGCGAUGACAAUCAGCACCAGUUUGACUCCCCCACUUGCACCAACGCGCAGGACUCCCUCUACGUCAAGAGGUGCAAGCGCUGCGCCUACCAGGUGGAGUACAUGCAGUUCUGA
Messenger RNA from Plasmodium vivax (malaria parasite P. vivax), 1548 nucleotides. RefSeq names its product DNA repair protein, putative. The record is from RefSeq and is a predicted model, not a curated record. Gene Ontology annotation, cellular component: nucleotide-excision repair factor 1 complex. Gene Ontology annotation, molecular function: damaged DNA binding. Lineage: Eukaryota; Apicomplexa; Aconoidasida; Haemosporida; Plasmodiidae. Bases 208 to 1548 code for a protein of 446 amino acids. The transcript has a single exon. Gene Ontology annotation, biological process: UV-damage excision repair; base-excision repair; nucleotide-excision repair involved in interstrand cross-link repair.